AUGUUUUGGUACGAUGGAUGUGUCCUAACCACAAACAACGUCUUUAGCGAUCUCCUGCAAUGCCAGUGGCUUUGCGAGGAACCAAUUCCCUAUAAAUCAAAAACGUGUCUUGAACCUUUCGACGAGCAAUAUAGAGGCGAUUGUAAUGGACCAUGGACGAAAAGAUACUAUUUUGACAAGUAUAAUAAGCGAUGCGAAGCAUUUUGGUACAGUGGGUGUAAGGGAACCAGUCAGAACAUGUAUCGAGAUGAACGAACUUGUUUAGAGAUCUGUGGACAUCCCUCAAGAAAUCGGGAACAAGAACCGUACUCAAAGUCUGUCACUGAGUCGACACUUGCGAGAGACAGGCAGCCACGGCGCACAGAAGCUCCAACAAAAUUGAUUGAAGUUACAGAAAAGAUAAGACGAAAAAUUUUUAAUAUUUGCGAGUACGAAAAUCCAUGUAAGAAUAAUGGGAAAUGUAAUUUUGAUCUCAACAAAAACAAAUCUUUCUGCGAAUGCGCUAAAGGUUACAAAGGAGAGAACUGUACAGAGCAAAUUGUAUUCGAUCCAUGCGUCCCAAAUCCUUGCCAGAACGGAGCAACUUGUCUUAUCAAUGCAGAAAACAAGACUGCUUUUCAGUGUUUUUGCACAAAAGGUUACGGCGGAGAUGUAUGUAAUAAAAGGCCGUGUGAUCUAAAUCCAUGUUUCAACAACGGAAGCUGUACACCAACCACUGGCUAUCCAUGGUUUGUAUGCAAAUGUGACCCAAAUUACAGUGGCAGACUUUGCGAAGACGAAAAAAAUGCGAACGGUACCGAAACAACUAAGUAUGGUUCACAGGUGAAACAAAUAUCAAGUGGAGAGCAGAAAUGGAUAGAAGAGAUCAAAAAACGAGAGGAAGAGAAAAUGAAAAUGGAACUUGAAAAAGCAAUGAAAACCACCGCCGUAUAUAACGCUGAAAAUGAAAACAGCAAAAGUAGACGAGACGGUAAACCGACACUUUAUUCAGUCACUAAACAACCAGGGAGGAAAUCAAGCAGAAAAAUUUGGAAAUCACGAAAUGCCACUGCAAUUGCUUCAAAUCCACUAGCAGCUGACAGUGCAGCAGCACCUCCAGCAGCUGUACCACAAAUUACCAAAUUUUGUGCUACACUGAUUACUGCGGAUCUGCUAUCUGAUUCAACGCCACUUGUUUUAAAAAUUCCCUCUUCAAGUUUUGAGGCCAUUCAAGAGCCCAUAUCUUACAGCUCGUUAAAAGCCGCUUGA
Molecule: messenger RNA, 1248 nt
Organism: Enterobius vermicularis (human pinworm)
Lineage: Eukaryota; Metazoa; Nematoda; Chromadorea; Rhabditida; Oxyuridae
Source: the annotation of a GenBank genome assembly